CGAUAAGACCCCUCCGAGGAGCUCGGCGUUCACCGAAAUGGAAUACUUCAGUGGUUCCCUCGCUUUUAUCACUCUGUUUCUACUGAACACAGCGAUAUGCGAGACGACCUGUGGAUUUGCGGCAUGUCCCGCACCCAAACUAAACAUGAUCAAUGUGCACUUGGUGCCCCAUUCGCACGACGACGUGGGAUGGCUGAAGACUGUGGAUCAGUAUUAUUAUGGCAGCCAGAACAAGAUUCAGCACGCUGGAGUCCAGUACAUAUUGGACACCGUGGUGGAGGAGCUCCUGAAGGACUCGAAGAGGCGCUUCAUCCAGGUGGAAACGUUCUUCUUCGCGAAAUGGUAUUCGGAGCAAAGCGAAACGGUUCAAAGGGCAGUGAAAAAGUUGGUGGCCGAAGGACGUUUGGAAUUCGCCGGCGGAGCUUGGAGCAUGAACGAUGAGGCCACCGUUCACUACCAAAGUGUUAUUGACCAGUUUAACCUGGGCUUAAGAUAUCUUAAGGAGACCUUCGGCGACUGUGGACGACCCACAGUUGGUUGGCAAAUCGAUCCGUUUGGUCACUCCCGGGAAAUGGCAUCCAUAUUCGCACAAAUGGCAUUCAAUGGUGAAUUCUUCGCUCGCAUGGAUUACGUGGAUAAGAAGAAACGUAUGCUGGAACUGGAAAUGGAGAUGAUUUGGCAGUCGAGCGAGUCGCUAAAGAGUUCGAAUAUCUUCACUGGCAUGCUCUACAAUCACUAUUCCGCUCCACCGGGAUUCUGUUUUGAUAUCAACUGCGAGGAUGCGCCAAUUAUCGAUGGCGAGAGCUAUGAUAAUAACGUGGAUGCCAGAGUCAGUGACUUUAUAGACUAUGUGAAGAACAUGUCCACGUCCUAUCGAUCCACACACAUCAUGGUGCCCAUGGGGGAUGAUUUUCAGUACGAAGAUGCGGCAGUUAAUUUCAAGAAUAUGGACAAACUCAUUAAGUACGUCAACGAUCGCCAAUCGGUGGGCUCCCAAGUCAACGUAUUUUACUCCACACCCUCCUGUUAUCUCUAUGAAUUGCAUCAGUUGAGGCAAACUUGGCCCAACAAAACGGAGGACUUCUUUCCGUAUUCCAGCGAUUCGCACUCCUACUGGACCGGAUACUUCACCUCACGACCCACCCAAAAGCGUUUUCACAGGGAUGGCAACCACUUCUUCCAAACCGUCAAGCAACUGAGUGUGUUGGCCAAUUUGAGUGACACUCAACACUUGGAAGAUCUGGAUAAUCUGAGCCAAGCAAUGGGCAUAAUGCAGCAUCAUGAUGCUGUUACGGGUACCGAAAAGCAGGCGGUUGCCAGCGACUACGAUCGCAUGUUGUACAAGGCCAUCGUUGGGGCUGAAAACAGUGCCCGGGAUGCCCUGCGAUCUCUGACCAAUCUGACAUCCGGGGAGUUCGAAAGUUGCCUGGAACUGAACAUAAGUGUGUGUGCCCUCACCCAGAAUACCGCCAACAAUGUGCUUGUGACCCUAGUUAAUCCAUUGGCUCAUUCCUCAACGCAAUAUGUGCGUAUUCCCGCAAAGAACGAGAACUACUUGGUCACCGAUGAGAAAGGUCGUGAAGUGUUUUCCGAAGUGGUUCCCGUUCCCUGGCAAGUUUUGGCCCUGGAACAUCGACCAAAUGACACCCAACACGAGUUGGUUUUCAAAGCCAGCGUUGAUAAAAUAGCCAACUUUUUGAUUCGCGUACUACCUUCACCGAAAAAUAUUGCAGAAGAUCAAGAUUAUUUCCCCGUAGAAAGAGCCCAGCAGGAGUCCCAGGAAUUAACCCUAGAGACUUCGCUGGUAAAACUGACUUUUGAUACCACAACGGGCGGUUUGAAAACUGUAGAAAUGAACGGACUUACAGAGAAUAUUGAGCAGAGCUUUGGAAUAUACAAAGGCUAUCGAGGCAAUAAUGGUGAAUCGAAGAACCGAUCAUCCGGCGCCUAUGUCUUCCGUCCGGUUGGCGAUAUUGAAAUACUGAACAACAAGCUGGAGCUCUCGUUCUAUAAUGGCACCAGGGUUAAGGAAGUGCAUCAGCAUGUAAACGAAUGGAUUUCCCAGGUAAUCCGCAUCUAUGAGGACGUGAAUCGCGUAGAAUUCGAAUGGCUAGUCGGACCGAUUCCGACGGAUGAUGAAGUUGGCAAGGAGAUAGUAACCCGAUUCUCGAGCAAUAUAUCCUCGAAGGGCAAGUUCUACACCGACUCCAAUGGUCGCGAAAUGCUGGAACGUGAGAGAAACCAGCGGGAGCACUUCGAUCCGGAUAUGUCGGAGGCCAUAAGUGGUAACUACUACCCGGUAACUGGGCAAAUAUCCCUGCAAGAUGAACAAAAGCGCAUCACCCUGCUAAAUGACAGGGCCCAAGGAGGAUCCAGCCUGAUGGAUGGCGAAUUGGAGCUGAUGCUCCAUCGUCGCCUCUUGAACGACGACGCAUUUGGAGUGGGCGAAGCCCUGAAUGAGACACAAUAUGGCACUGGUUUGAUUGCAAGGGGCAAGAUCUCCCUAAUCCUCGAUGCUGCUUCGGGGAAACCAAAUCAGAGAUUGGUGCAACACCACUUGGACCAACACUUUUGGAAGUUCUUCAGCAAGUCGAAUGGCAUUGCCUCUGUAAACAGGCACUUGAUUCCCGAUUUCUAUGAAUUUCCCAAAUCCGUCGAAUUGCUGUCCUUGGAACCUUACUCGAAGGACCAAAUACUAAUACGAGUGGAGAACUUUAACACGGAAGGAAACGUAGUUAGCUUCAACAUUUACCCGCUCUUUGAGUCGCUGCAUGGAGAUCAAAUUUGGGAAACCACUCUAGAUGGCAAUAUGCUGCUGGAGGACGUGAAGAGAUUCAAAUUUACCCAAGAUGGCUCCGGUACUAUUCCUUCCUCCGCCGAGUACUACUACGCUCCUCACAAUCCCUUGUCCGCUAAUUCAACGAUGAACGCCAACGCAUUUGUAGUCACACUGGUUCCAAUGCAGAUUCGCACAUUUAUAAUCCAGCAAAAAUAUAUUUCAUCAUGAAGAAAUAAAGAAAUGUAGAGCCAUUGCAAAAACA
This is a messenger RNA of Drosophila santomea, 3041 nucleotides long. RefSeq names its product lysosomal alpha-mannosidase (gene LManI). Gene Ontology annotation, biological process: mannose metabolic process. Bases 38 to 3007 code for a protein of 989 amino acids. Gene Ontology annotation, cellular component: lysosome. The transcript has 6 exons. Gene Ontology annotation, molecular function: carbohydrate binding; alpha-mannosidase activity. NCBI's taxonomy places the organism in Eukaryota, Metazoa, Arthropoda, Insecta, Diptera, Drosophilidae. The record is from RefSeq and is a predicted model, not a curated record.